Gamsiella multidivaricata is the source of this 828-nucleotide messenger RNA. RefSeq lists its product as uncharacterized. Bases 1 to 828 code for a protein of 275 amino acids. The record is from RefSeq and is a predicted model, not a curated record. Lineage: Eukaryota; Fungi; Mortierellomycota; Mortierellomycetes; Mortierellales; Mortierellaceae. The transcript is spliced from 4 exons.
AUGUACCCUACUGUCAAGAAACCCCAUGCCGUCAACGCCGUCGAAAUCUCGUCGUUGACAGUGCCUGGGUUCUUCAAGCUGGUGCCUGCCGAGGAUGAGAAUCCCUCCAAGUUUGCUAAAUGGGACGAAGCUCUCGACCUGGAGGAGUUCACUCAGGGGUUGUUUGAUAUCAGCCGAGAUGGAAAGAUGGCCGUCCACGCAUAUAUCUCCGACUGCUUCACAUAUCUCAAGACUAAAGGGAGCGAAGCUUGUUGGCACACGAAGACAUGCGGGUUUCGGAAUCGAGAGUCUGUCGCUGCCAGCGUCGCCCUCCAUUCGCUCCCACGUCAAUGGCAACAGCAAAAGUCGCCUAUAAGAGACUCAGCGCAGUCCACAGAUCCAUGCGAGCCAGCUGAUCAGUGGCCACCAAUCGACUUUUGUGCACUCAUAGACCCACGCGAGCCAACCGAUACACCCCCGCAUGCUGCUCUACGCAAACCUACAAACCCGCACAAGCCCUUCGAUCUGUGGCAAACAACAACCAAGCUGCACAAGCCCACAUACUCAUACCAGCAUUCUGACCUGCGCCAGCCUUUUGAUCUGCAUCAGCCCGUUAUUACCAAUGGCGAAUUCAAGGAAUCAACCACAGCAGCCACGACGAUCUCUGUCACAAGGCCUGAGGAUGACGGCGCCCUGGGCUGUUCCGCAGCUGUCUCCAAAUGCCCUAAGACGCUCCCAACGCCACGUAAGCCUUCGAAAAAGCGUGGUAGAGCGACUUCCGAUACCGACCACAAUGCAACCAGGCUCAAGGUCGAGGCUCUUGGCAUGAUCUCAUCGAGUCUGCUAUAA